This is a messenger RNA of Dujonia railenensis, 1866 nucleotides long. NCBI's taxonomy places the organism in Eukaryota, Fungi, Ascomycota, Pichiomycetes, Serinales, Debaryomycetaceae. The record is from the annotation of a GenBank genome assembly.
AUGAGCCCGAAUAUUUCUAGGAGGACCAUCAACAUGCCAGAGGAAUGGGAGAAGCUGGUAGCAAAGCACAGCGUGAGUCUCAACACACAGAUUGAGAAAAUGAGUAACAUUCUGCACGAAAACCUUCAAGUAGGUACUUCGUCCACUGGGUCUGGUCUGGACAUGGGCAGUAGUGGAGCUGGAACUGGAAGAGGAUUCACCAACGGGAUAACAGGAUCCAGCACCACCAGCUCGGGCAUUGCAGGCAUUGUUACCGCAGGAACCACAAGAAAGUUCGAAAGACCGAAAUUGAACUUGCUCCAUUCCAACCAUCCCUAUCUCCCCGCUACAAAUCACAGAGCGGCAUCCACUACACUGCUUCUCAAUAGAUCACCUCCACCGCUAAAGUCAAAGCUCAGAAGAACAAAUUCAUUGAUUUCCCAGGGUGGUUCCUCGUCAUCAUCCGACAACCAGCAGCAAUCAUCGACCACUUCGUCAGAUAGGUUCAUUCCAUCUCGUCAUAAUUCCACUUCGGGGAAACUUCAAACUGACACCAUAAUCCCUCACCCCAAUGCAUCACCACAGGCACACAUAAAGGCACAGUCGUCGAAAAUCUACCAACACCAUGUAGCAGAAGCGUGUGGAUUAGAAGUUAACUCGAGAGUAUUACAAUAUCAGCCAUUACCACCCGAAAGAAAGAGACCUGUUAACCUUUUCAGAAAUAUAUCAAACGCAGACGGAGAAGUCAUCUCAGUCACGAAUGGCAGUGGAAAUUCAUCCAACGGUGUAAGCUCGAGGACCAUAUUAAACUCAGUUGCCAUGCUCAAACCAGCAGCUGCUAGUGCGAGGGCCAAAAAGAUCCCUACUGCUCCAGAAAGAGUGCUCGACGCUCCUGGUUUGGUAGAUGACUUCUAUCUCAAUUUGAUUGCAUGGUCUCUGACCAACCUUUUAGCUAUUGGAUUGGAAGAUGCUGUAUACGUAUGGAACGCCUCGACUGGUAGUGUAGGGUUACUCUGCGAAUUGCCUAAAGUUGCAACGCUGAUCAAAUGGUCCGACGAUGGUUCGUAUAUAUCUAUUGGCCGUGACGAUGGUUUAUUGGAGAUUUGGGACAUCGAGACCAACACCAAAUUGAGGACAUUAAAUUGUGGCCAUCAAACAAGAAUAGCAUCACAAGCAUGGCUGAAACACAUCUUGACUAGUGGAUCUAGACUAGGUAAAGUUUACCACUCAGACGUCAGAGUGCCCAAUCAUUACAUUUAUGAAAAUCUGAGUGCUCACCUGGCAGAGAUUUGUGGAAUCAGCUACAGAGGCGAUGGUCAGCAAUUCGUAACUGGUGGGAACGAUAAUUUGGUAUGCAUAUGGGAUGCCAGAAAGAGCCAUUCCACCAACGAUAAUUGUAGUCCUUUGUUCACCAAAACGAAUCAUAAGGCUGCUGUUAAAGCAUUAAGCUGGUGCCCAUUUCAACAAUCCCUUCUUGCUACUGGAGGUGGGUCUUCUGACAAGACAAUACAUUUUUGGAACACAAGCACUGGUGCCAGAGUCAGUACCAUAGAAACUGGAUCACAAAUACUGUCAUUAAACUGGGGUUAUGCAGCAGGCAUUGGAAUGGAAAUUGUUGCAACCCAUGGAUUUCCUACAAAUAACAUAUCCAUCUUCAACUAUCCUACAUUGCAAAAGACUGGGGAGAUAUUAAAUGCCCAUGAUUCAAGAAUAUUAGGUGGGUGUUUAAGUCCAGAUUCAUUGACAUUGGCCACCAUUGCGGGAGACGAGAAUUUAAAGUUUUGGUCUUUGUUUGACGCUUAUAAGGCUAAAAGAAGGGCUAAUGAAAAUGAAGAGACCAUGAGUAACGACGAGAAGAGAAUGAAAAAGAUGAUGAACAUAAGAUAG